Messenger RNA from Haemonchus placei, 405 nucleotides. The record is from the annotation of a GenBank genome assembly. Lineage: Eukaryota; Metazoa; Nematoda; Chromadorea; Rhabditida; Trichostrongylidae.
AUGGACAUUGAGUACAAUCCUGCAUGCGAUGCUGACGUACUGAUUGUUGGAGAAGGACAUGAUAACGAUGUGAUCCAUCGGUAUUGCUCACGUGAGAAGCGGUACGGCAACGAAACGGAGGAAGAGAUGCUCAAAGAACGAUUCAAGGUAGUGAAAUCGCGUUCACGUUAUCUCACUCUGACAUGGACCACUGACAGCGAUAAGGAGUACAGAGGAUGGCGCAUCGAUUACGAAUUCAUACCAGAUGGAGCAGAAUGCGGCUUCGCCACGCACGCCAUGACAGGCGUCGUGCAUUCGCCCAAUUGGCCGAAGGAUUACGGUAAUGAUGAAGAAUGCCUAUGGGAUAUUCAGGUACUGUAUCCCUCAAGUCCUCUUCCCCUACUGAGACCGAACUUCUUCAGCUAG